Fragaria vesca subsp. vesca is the source of this 1633-nucleotide messenger RNA. RefSeq names its product pentatricopeptide repeat-containing protein At4g36680, mitochondrial-like. The transcript has a single exon. NCBI's taxonomy places the organism in Eukaryota, Viridiplantae, Streptophyta, Magnoliopsida, Rosales, Rosaceae. Bases 76 to 1461 code for a protein of 461 amino acids. Gene Ontology annotation, molecular function: protein binding. The record is from RefSeq and is a predicted model, not a curated record.
CCUACAAAAACAGAAAUCCCCCAGUAAAACCCCCCUAAAACCCUUCCUCCCCGAAACUGCGAAACCCUUUCAGAAAUGUCCUCCUCCAUUUCAAUCCGCCACAUCCGCCGCCUCUCCACCACCGCGGCCCAAUCCUCCAUCUCCAUAUCCAAAGCCAAGUCCAAGCUCCGCUCCGAGCACGACCCUGACAAAGCCCUCGAAAUCUACUCAUCCGUCUCCGACCGCUACUCCUCCCCCACCUCAUCUCGCUACACUCAGGACAUCGCCGUCCGCCGCCUCGCCAAGUCCCACCGCUUCGCCGACAUCGAGUCCUUCAUCGAGUCCCACAAAAAUGACCCCAAGAUCAAACAAGAGCCCUACUUGUCCACCCUGAUCCGAUCCUACGGCCGAGCUGGGAUGUUCGACCACGCAUUGAAGACCUAUGAGCAGAUGGACCAGCUCGGUACUCCGCGUUCAUCAAUCUCUUUCAAUUCCUUGCUUACAGCUUGCAAUCUUUCUAAACACUUUGAUAGAGUUCCUCAGUUUUUCAAUGAAAUUCCGAUUAAGUAUAAUGUCUCUCCUGAUAAAGUUUCGUAUGGGAUUCUUAUCAAGUCAUUUUGCGAAGCUGGGAAGCCGGAGGAGGCGAUUGAGACGGUUAGGGUGAUGGAGGAAAAGGGGGUGGAGGUGACUGCGGUGACGUUUACCACUAUUUUCAAUGCUUUGUAUAAAAAGGGGAAUAAGGAGGAGGCUGAGAAGCUGUGGGAUGAGAUGGUGGAGAAGGGUUGUGAGGUUGAUGUUGCGGCGUAUAAUGUGAAGAUUAUGUAUGCUCAUGUCAAUGGGAGCCCUGAAGAUGUGAAGGCUUUGAUUGAUGAGAUGAGUGGUGCAGGGUUGAAGCCUGAUGCUAUUAGCUACACUUACUUGAUGACUUGUUAUUGCAGGUGUGGGAUGAUGGAGGAGGCGGAGAAGGUUUACAAGGGGUUGGAGACAAAUAAGCUUAAUCCUAAUGCAGCGACUUUUAGGACUUUGGUGUUUUAUCUUUGUAAGAAUGAGUGUUUUGAGAGGGCGUACAGGGUUUUCAAGAAGAGUGUGGAGAUGCGUAAGAUUCCGGAUUUCAAUACUUUGAGGUUUUUGGCGGAAGGAUUGAUGAAGAAAAAUAUGAGGAAGGAAGCCAAGGGGUUGAUUCGGACAGUGAAGAAGAAGUUUCCUCCUAAUGUUUUGAAUGCGUGGAAGAAAGUGGAGGAGGGUCUUGGUUUGGUGCCUGAUGAACUCGAUUCUUCAUGUGUCCCUCAUGAUGAUGGUGAAGAAGUUACAUCAUCAUCAACGGGAAUUGAUGGAGAGAAACAAGGGCCUGGAAAUAGAAAGCCGUGGAAGAAGCCGAAGGGUAAGAAGAGGUUUCCUCCUAAUGCCGGGAAUGAUAGGAAGAAAUUGGAUUCUGUUACUUCUUCAGUCCCUGAUAAUAGUGCUAAAGAGGCUACAGGAUGAGUAUGGAUUGAAUUCUAGGCUUUUGGUCUUGAAUUGAAUAUGUUGAUUGCUUCAGCUGCUGCCAACCCUUAGCAAGGAUGCCGAUUGGCAAUGAAGCAAGUUGGAAGCUAUUUGGAAUUUGAAUGAUGUAAAAGCUUCAAUUUUGGGUUUAAUAUGUUAGUUUCCUUCUGUC